Priapulus caudatus is the source of this 1338-nucleotide messenger RNA. RefSeq lists its product as uncharacterized. Lineage: Eukaryota; Metazoa; Priapulida; Priapulimorpha; Priapulimorphida; Priapulidae. The transcript is spliced from 9 exons. Gene Ontology annotation, biological process: pseudouridine synthesis. The coding region runs from base 508 to 1338 and encodes 276 amino acids. Gene Ontology annotation, molecular function: RNA binding; pseudouridine synthase activity. The record is from RefSeq and is a predicted model, not a curated record.
AUCGUUUUUGCUCACAUUGUAUUUUCAAAUUAAGUAAAAAUAAAAAUGGUUAUAUGCAGAUGUUUUAAAAGCAAAAUGUCUUUGUAGACUGCAUAUUUUGCUGUAACAGCGAAAACGAUGAAUGAUAGAAAUUCAUACAUAUAAGUUUCUAUGUUUUUAUAAGUUCUGUGUAUGUAUUAGCUCUUGUAUGUGUGUAUGUAUUGUAUGUAUGCAUGUAUGUAUGUAUGUAUGCAUGCAUGUAUGUAUGCAUGCAUGUAUGCAUGUGUGAAUAUAUAUAUAUUAUAGAUAGAUUCGCCAAUUUCUUUGGAUAAUUUCUUUCAAGCUCUAAUAGUAUUAUUAGCCGUACGGUGGCGCUGUAAGACAAGAUGUCAGCCCCCAGUUACCGUUAUCAUAUACACGCGUAUCCGUACUAAGCGACUGAAAGAUAUCUCGUAAUCGUAGUGUUCAUUCUUAUUUCUCUCUGGUACGACGGUAUAUUGUUACGGCGAUCUCUGGGCAGAAGUCCUUAUGUUGCGAAUGGUGAUGGCAUUCAGAAUAAAUCGGACGUAUUCGUUGACCUACUGCCACCAGCGGUACCUGCACGCACAGAAGAAGGUUGGCCAACUAAAAAAUGAAUCAAAGGCGAAAGAAGGCCCACCUGCAAUAACGUGGGAGAAAAUAUGGAAGAGCUGGAACACAAGCGACAAAUUACUAUCUCUUUUAUUGAAAAAUGUCAUCUAUAAUAAAGAUGGACUGGUUGGUAUAAACAAACCCUAUGGUCUACCAGUACACAAGGAGGGAACGAGAGAUGUAAAGAAGAACAGGUGGCGAGUGAGAGACAACCAGUCGUCGUUGUCGCUGGCAGGGGCGGUACCUGACCUCGGUGCAGCGCUGGGGAUGCCCGAACUAAAGCUGAUCAAAUCCACAGAGAGGUUUUCCACGGGCGUAGCGUUGUUUGGGGCUAGCAGCGGUCAGGCUACCGCAGUGUCUGCAGCUCUGGUCAAGGCUAAGAAGGCAAUGCUCUUCCCCACUACCUACUGGGCGUUGACUGUGGGCAUCCCAGCAUUUCCUGCUGAACAGGAGAAAGUGUACAUACGCAUGGUUGAAGUUGGGAAUAUAUAUUUGCCGAUCAUGGACCUGAGACCAAGUAAUCGAUCGCUGCGGCAAGACAGCGUGUUGAAGCAGGGUACGAUACGUGGAGAGGUGCUGACGUCUCAGGGUAGAUACAACGCCGCCCUGGUGCAGCUACGAUCCACGUCCGAGAAAAGACACAUGCAUGCGUGUGUAUUUGGCACAUCAGGCUGGCACGCUGUAAGCUCGGUGACCAGCUUUACUACAGAUCGCGUGAGCGUAUCAUAG